Rhincodon typus (whale shark) is the source of this 3965-nucleotide messenger RNA. It is a transcript of the gene mrs2, whose product is annotated as magnesium transporter MRS2. Gene Ontology annotation, molecular function: magnesium ion transmembrane transporter activity. Bases 348 to 1658 code for a protein of 436 amino acids. Gene Ontology annotation, cellular component: mitochondrial inner membrane. The record is from RefSeq and is a predicted model, not a curated record. Lineage: Eukaryota; Metazoa; Chordata; Chondrichthyes; Orectolobiformes; Rhincodontidae. Gene Ontology annotation, biological process: mitochondrial magnesium ion transmembrane transport. The transcript has 11 exons.
GCUUGCGCACAUUGAAACAUGUCAGUUUCCGGGGUUGGAUCCCUGAGACGGAAUUGUUACUCUGUUACUAAAGGAUACAUUCUAAUUUCGAAUUCUGCCUGGAUUUUUCGAACCUCGCGCAUUUCUUUGCUUUGUAUAUUCCGUGAUGUAGUCAUAACAACCUUCUGGACAGCCGGUCUUUAUUCGUAUUUGCGAAAGUUUCUUUAGGAGGUCGCUUUUAAUUUAGACACUUUACGGCUGUUGCUGUUUUCUUCCGGGAGAGAACUUCAUGCCCUUCGUCGCUGAAGCGAUCAUUUAUUGGGUCUCAAUUAUUCUUUGGCUGUGAAGGAAGUUCAAACCAGAAUUGAAUGGAGAUUUACGGACUGUCCAGGUGUUUGCUACGUUCUUUCAAAGAGCGGGCCAUUCUUAAAGCCGGUCUCGUUAAUUUUUCAUCUUUUAAAUACGGUUCCAUGUGUAAGAUUUCAAAGUGUGUGUAUGAAACAAGAACAUCCGCACCGCAUGCAUGCGGAUUGGAAAUUCAUCCCCAACAUAUCUUCCAGUUCAGCGCAAACAGGCAGUUAAUUGGUUGGCGAUACCGCAGUACAGACUCCUCACAAACGACACUUGUCAGUGUGAUUCCUGUAUUUUCUGUGAUGAGAUAUGACAGUGCUGGGAAUGUAAGCUUCUUUGAACGAAAGAAGACGGAACUAUACCAGGAACUUGGCCUUCAGGCUCGAGAUUUACGAUUUCAACAUUUAACAAGCAUUAAUACGAGGAAUAAUUGCAUCAUCCUAAGAAUGGAGAUAAUAAAGGCUGUAAUUACUCCAGAGCAUCUUCUUAUCCUGGAUUAUCGACAAUCAAAUCUGGAGCAGUGGCUUUUGAAGGAUCUGGCAUUGCAAUUAACUGGAGAAGGUCAUCUGGUCACAUACUCUUUGCCUUUUGAAUUCAGAGCCAUAGAAGCAAUACUUCAGCACAGGAUUAACUUUCUACAAUCAAAACUAAAUGAGUUACAGCCUCAGAUAUUAGAGACUUUAGAAGCCCUUGUGGAUCACAAACAACUUUCAAUUGAUCGAAGCAAGCUACAUGUGUUACUUCAAGCCAGUAAAAAUUUAUCUGAGUUGGAGACGGAUAUAAAAGUCUUCAAGGAGACACUGCUAGAGGUUCUAGAUGAAGAGAAACAGAUAGAAGAGCUUUGUCUCAGCAAGUGGAAUGAGCAACAUGUUUGUGACCAGAGUAUCACGGGAAUUAAUCCUGCAGAGGAGAUGGAAUUGCUUCUUGAAAGCUAUUACCGACAAGCUGAAGAUUUGGCCAAUUCAGCACGAGAGUUGAAAGUAUUAAUAGAUGAUUCUGAGAGCAUCAUAUUUAUCAACUUAGACAGCCAUCGUAAUGUGAUGAUGCGUUUGAAUCUUCAGUUGACAAUGGGAACAUUUUCAGUUUCCCUGUUUGGAAUUCUGGGAGUUGCCUUUGGUAUGAAUUUGGAAUCCUCCUUUGAAGAGGACCCCCGUCUCUUCUGGUUGAUAACUGGAAUAAUGUUUCUAGGGAGUGGACUAAUGUGGCGACGCUUACUAUCGUUUCUGGGCAGACAUCUCGAGCCUUCAACACCCCCUCCAAUGCCAUCUCUCCUGAAAAAAUCACAGUUGAUUGGAGGAAGAAUUGACCUGAGACAUAGUUCCAAAUGAUGAACUUUCAGUUUUACCGGAAUGUUCUUAACCAUCUGUGCACAGUGCUGGAAAUAUAGUUCGUGCACAAUACUUGCAACACCAUCCACAAGAGUUAAUUAAAUUUAUAAAGCAAAACUUGUGCAUUGUGGAUCAAAGGGCCAAUGCUCCGAGGAUUCUUAUAAGUCCAUAGUAGGUGCAGUCACCCUCAACUGCUGUUUUGGCAUCGGAGCAUAAGGCCUACAAUGACAGAAGCCAUGAGAUGGCAGAAGAAAAUUACUUUCGCAGCACAAUAAUAAUGUAUUGUCACAUUGAAGUUAGUUGUCCAGGAGGUUAAUAUUUCGUGUCAACUGUUCCUGGUAUUAGAAAUAAUAAUGAAGUAUACACCUCAUUUAUUUUAUCAUAAUUUAUCGUAAAUGAUCCAACACUGAAAUGCAUUAGUGGUAGAAUGUGAUAUUUGACACCUCGUAUCAUCUUUCUUUACCUGAGAUUUCUGGAUGGAUGAUUUAUGCUCCUGUUUUUGCCUGUUCUGCUGUUAACCAGCUGCUAAACAAUUCACAGUUGGCUUUGGGAGAUAUGAGCCAUUCUGCGAAUCCCCUUCCUUGACUAGUGUCCUUCAUCUUGUCCCCAGUAGAUUUUGGUACUUGAUGCAGGAGACUAGUUACACAGCCUGUGUAUGUAUUGCAAUGUCCUGGGCUGUUAAGAAUAGCUAAUGUUACUUAUUUUAAAAAAGACUUGUACAGUGUGAAUAAAAUUGAAAAUUGAGAAUAUUUUUUCAUAUAACCUAUGCUAAGUGUAAUCAUUCAGUAACUUUAUAUAUAGGUUUUAAUUAUAUAUAGGGGCUAUUUCCAAAAGUAUGACACUUUAGUCAAGACUAGUGACUAAUGCACCACCCUGUGAAUUUAUCCAGUGAGUGAGUAUUUUGAUACUAAUGUAGUUCCGUGCACUAGUGCAGUACAGAAGGAUGCCAUUUGGCCCAUUAUAAUUUUAUUGGUUCUUUGACAGUUAUCCAAUUACCUGCCUUUUUAAAUUGAUACCACAUCAUUUAUUUUGAUUCUCAUUUUUCCUUCCAAAUUGUAUCACUUCACAGAUCUCAGGAGUAAAUUUUAUCUGCUACUUUUUUAUUCAUUUAUGGAAUGUGGGCAUCGCUGGGCCAGCAUUUAUUGGUCAUCCCUAAUUACUGAGGAGAGGGUUGUGGUGAGCAGCUGCCUUAAAACCACUGCAGUCCUCACGACACUACUGGUAGUCAGAGGGUUUAGGAUUUUGACCCAGCAAAAUUGAAGUCUAUCACCAGUCCGUGUCCUCUUGAAAUCUGCUGCUAUCCUUCUCAGUCAAUUUCCAAGUCUUAAGUCACUUCCAAACUUUUAAUUUAUGACCUGCGGACACAAGACUGGAUCAUUUAACAAAUAGCAAUUCCGACUGGACACUGCUAUACAUUUCCUUCCAGUCUGAGAAAUGGUAAUUCACCACUACUCUGCUCCCUCUCAUACAGUUAAGUUUAUUUCCACAUUGCCAUUGCCCCCCUAAUUCUGUGGGCUUUUUUUUUUAAACAAGUCUGUUACGUCUUUGAAAAAUUCACAUACGCAACAUCAAUUGCACAACCCUCAGAAGAUGCCUCUGUUACUUCAUUAAAUAAUUCAAUUAAGUUUGUCAAAUACAAUUUCACUUUAAUAAAUUCAGGCUAACUAUAAAUGAUUAACACAUUUUUCCAAGAGACAAUUUUUUCCUGGAUUAUUGGGUCAAGAAGUUUCUCUUCAUCAGUUUAAGGCUGUCUGGUCUUUAGUUACCUGGCUUAUCUCCCUGUGUUUUUUACAACAGGGACGUAACAUUUCUACACUACCAUCUCUGGCACACUGCAAUAUCUAUGGAGGAUUGGAAGAUCAUUGUCAUGGCUUCUGUUUUUUCCUUGAUUGAUGCACUCAGUAACCUAAGAUGUAUCCCAUCUGAAAUAGGAGGCUUUCUACUUUGAAUGCUGUCAACUUUCUAAGUGCCUCAUUUUAAAUCUAUCCAAUCUCUUUCAUAAUUCUUUUAUGAUUAAUGUUUAUUUUUAUGCAUAUGCAUUAUUUCUUGGAAUUUUCUUAUUUCAGUUUCUGACGUUUUGUUUAUACAAUAUAACAAAAUUCAUCAGCAAACUGAACUUAAGAACAACUUACCAGUUAAUGGAGAGCUUUAAACAAAUGAAAUUGAUGCUGGAUUCCUCUCGUUUGAACUGACCUUUCCAAGCCUGAUAUAGUGACACUUUUUCAGGAAUACUGAAAUACUUCAGAAUCAAUGUCACUUUUUUGAAAAAUAUUUAUGUAUUUUAAUUAAAAAAUCCAAAGAUUCUAA